Messenger RNA from Thrips palmi, 953 nucleotides. RefSeq lists its product as uncharacterized. Bases 210 to 632 code for a protein of 140 amino acids. NCBI's taxonomy places the organism in Eukaryota, Metazoa, Arthropoda, Insecta, Thysanoptera, Thripidae. The transcript has 5 exons. The record is from RefSeq and is a predicted model, not a curated record.
CGCAUCUCUGCCUCCCCCUCGCCUCGCUCGAGUUGGAAGAUCGGUCGUCAGAUGGCGCUAGCAGUGCCAGCGCGAAAAAACGACAGGACGCGCUGCGCUGGACAACGCGUUCCGCUGAGUAUCUCCAUCAGCCACACUUGCGUGGUUUUUAUCUUUUCUCGGUCGGAUUUGGAGUAAAUUAAUCUGAGUCAAAGUGACACAGCCGGAAGAUGGUGGAUCAAUUUGGGGUGACGCUGCACGGAUACAAGAAGCCGAUUGCUAGUUUCAAACGAGACGAUUUUAAGGAAGAGAGACUCAUUAGCUUUGUACCGAAGAAGCUGAAACCUGAGGAUCGAGCAUGGAAUUUUCCCAAAAGACUGGACAUCUACGACCCAGUUUUGGACGGGUAUUCGUACAGCUCCCAGCAUCUUUUGCAGCAGAUCAAACACAAGAAGUUUCUCAAGCCCUAUGGCCCUUGGGAUGUCUACCGGGCGCCCGUCCUGUCCUCCAUGGACGUGGGCUGGUUCCUCAACGACCCUGCCCUGCAGGGCGAGGACUGGAUGGAGGUGCGCAAGCGGAGCCCGUGGCCGUGGUCUGAGAUGACGAGGUUCCUGGACCACAUCCGCCGAGUCGACAAGUUCUGCAACAUGUGAGCCCGGGCCGCUGGCCGCUGCCCGCAGCCCGGCCCGCCAAGUGGCCGAGUGGCGUCCAAAUUUCCAGGUGCAACAACUUGACGGUCAGAGCGAGACCCCUUUCGGCGGCGGCGGCGGCGGCCAGGAUGGCGAGGAUGGUGGCAACAAUGUCGGCGAACGGGGCGCGCACAAGGGGAGCGCUGCCGCACGCUUGCCGCAGGGCCGCAGCGGACAGGGGCGGAUCCGGCGGAUGGGCGAGGCAACGACUCGGCGUAUACACAGCAUUUUCAUACCGAGUCGUCCGAGACUCGGCACGAGAACAGUCAGCCGCCCGCCGUCGCG